Molecule: messenger RNA, 585 nt
Organism: Penaeus chinensis
Lineage: Eukaryota; Metazoa; Arthropoda; Malacostraca; Decapoda; Penaeidae
Exons: 1
Coding region: 1-585 (194 amino acids)
Source: RefSeq, a predicted model, not a curated record
AUGACUCAAAGUAACAUGACUCAAAGUAACACGACUCAAAGUAACAGAACUCAAAGUAACAUGACUCAAUGUAACAUGACCCAAAGUAACAUUACUCAAAGUAACAUGACUCAAAGUAACAUGACUCAAAGUAACAUGACUCAAGGUAACAUGAAUCAAAGUAACAUAACACAAAGUAACAUGACUCAAAGUAACAUGACUCAAAGUAACAUGACACAAAGUAACAUGACUCAAAGUAACAUGACACAAAGUAACAUGACUCAAAGUAACAUGACUCAAAGUAACAUGACUCAAAGUAACAUGACUCAAAGUAACAUGACACAAAGUAACAUGACUCAAAGUAACAUGACACAAAGUAACAUGACUCAAAGUAACAUGACACAAAGUAACAUGACUCAAAGUAAAAUGACACAAAGUAACAUGACUCAAAGUAAUAUGACUCAAAGUAACAUAACAGAAAGUAACAUGACUCUAAGUAACAUGACACAAAGUAACAUCACUCAAAGUAACAUGAUACAAAGUAACAUGACACAAAGUAACAUGAAACAAAGUAACAUGACACAAAGUAACAUGACUAACACGUAG